This is a messenger RNA of Metopolophium dirhodum (rose-grain aphid), 3288 nucleotides long. Its product is annotated as polypeptide N-acetylgalactosaminyltransferase 2-like. Bases 485 to 2230 code for a protein of 581 amino acids. Lineage: Eukaryota; Metazoa; Arthropoda; Insecta; Hemiptera; Aphididae. Gene Ontology annotation, cellular component: Golgi apparatus. The record is from RefSeq and is a predicted model, not a curated record. The transcript is spliced from 12 exons.
AUAAUAGCAGUCGGGCAGUCGGCAUUCGAUCGCGGUCGGUUCUCGUCGUCGUCGUUUCCGCCAGUCCGCCCGGCACCACGGCCCCGGUUCGAAACGAUUUUUUCGCCGCUCUCGUGCUCCCGCGUAGUAUAACAUUAAUAGUAUACAGACCGUCCCCCGGGGGAAGAAAAAAAAAAUUCCAAAAGCUCUCUAGUAAAAAAGUCUUAACCACGUCGCAGAUAUCGUGUUAUCAUCGUUUCGCCGUUGAAAAUAAACGAUCACGCGAUCGUGUGCGAAUCGAGGAGAUAAUAUCAUAUACGCUCAAAGUAUAAAAACAAUACUAUACUACAUGAUUAGGAGGCGAUGAUCCUGUAGCACGCUUGCCUUAACCUUCGUCAACCCGCGUGUCAUCAGCUAUAAUAUACUUACGACACAAUAUCGUUUGAUGGUGUGUUAGACGCGCGCGACUACGCGUUCCAUACCGGUAAAAGGCCGCCCUCGCGCGAUGGGGGCCGGAAAAAUGCGUAGGAAAGUCAAGCUGCUAUUGAUUUUCCUGGCGUCGUGGAUGUUUGUGGUCGUGUAUCUGAUACAGUCCGGUUCAAGGGACACAAAGCCAGAAGAGAAUAGAGCGUUACGGCUGAAAAGCGACCGAUACGGUUUAAUGUCUGCCGACGAUCCGUCGGUCGACAGGCACGUAGAUAGUUCGCCAAGUUCUCUGACCGAUGGCCAGGCAGAACUCUUUACGCCUUUUUCGACAUUAAGCAGUUACCUGGACGAGGUUGCGUACGUGGCCGCUGGUGGUCUCAGACACGGCGACGAUGCGUAUUCACGUAACAAAUUCAAUCAAUUGGCGAGCGAUAGCCUGCGUAGCAAUCGGCCGGUGCCCGACACUAGAAACGCAAAGUGUUUAACUAAAAAAUAUCGCAUUGAUCUGCCACAGACAAGUGUCAUCAUCACAUUUCAUAACGAAGCCAGGUCUACUCUUUUGAGAACAGUUGUCAGCGUUUUAAAUAGAAGUCCCGAACAUUUAAUCAAAGAAAUAAUUUUAGUGGACGAUUUCAGCGAUGACAGUACUGAUGGACAAGAAUUAUCAAAAAUACAAAAAGUGAAGCUUAUUAGAAAUGAAAAAAGAGAAGGGUUAAUGAGAUCUAGAGUUCGUGGCUCAGAAAUUGCGACAGCACCCGUGCUUACAUUUUUGGACAGUCAUGUAGAGUGUAACGUGAAUUGGCUUGAACCACUUUUAGAUCGUGUAGCGGAAGACCCGACUAGAGUGGUGUGCCCAAUUAUCGACGUCAUCAAUAUGGAUAAUUUCCAAUACAUAGGAGCUUCGUCAGAACUUAGAGGUGGAUUCGAUUGGAACUUAGUGUUUAAAUGGGAGUAUUUAUCAAAAGAAGUCAGAGCGCAACGUCAAAAAGAUCCAACUUUACCAAUCAGAACACCGAUGAUUGCUGGCGGUUUAUUCGUGAUGGACAAAGAUUAUUUCGUAAAACUUGGAACAUAUGACAAGGAGAUGAACAUUUGGGGUGGUGAAAAUUUAGAAAUAUCAUUCAGGGUGUGGCAAUGUGGUGGUAGCUUGGAAAUCAUCCCUUGUUCUCGAGUAGGACAUGUGUUCCGAAAGAGACAUCCUUAUACGUUUCCGGGAGGCAGUGGCAAUGUUUUCGCCCACAACACUCGUCGAGCAGCUGAAGUAUGGAUGGACCGGUAUAAGCGAUACUAUUACAAUGCCGUGCCAUUAUCUAGAAUCGUCCCAUUUGGAAACAUAGCAGAUCGGUUGGCAUUGAAGAAAAAUCUCGGCUGUAAACCGUUUAAAUGGUAUUUGGAUAACGUUUACCCGGAACUUAAAUUGCCAGCGACUGUAGACGAGUUCGUGGGCAGUAUCAGACAGGGCUACAUGUGCUUGGAUACACUAGAAAACCAAGUAGGAAAAACAGCCGGAAUCUUUCCUUGUCACGAUUACGGUGGCAAUCAGGAAUGGACAUUUACAAUUGGUGGAUCGAUUAAACAUGACACGAUGUGUUUGUCUCCGACGGAUUAUUCUUCCAUGAGCUUAAUAAUUAUGAAACCAUGCGACUCUACAACCGAUGAAUGGAAAUUCGACGAAAACACUAAACAGUUAAGGCUUAAAGUCGUUAACCUAUGUUUGGACACGCUUGGAGUACACGACAUGAUAAGUAUAAAUGUAUGCGAUAGUCUAAACUCAAAUCAGAAAUGGGAAUACUUGGUUGCAGCAGGAAUCGAUAAUAAGGUUUAAAUACUAUUGAAAGUGGUAAUCAAUAGACAGAAAUACAGAACAAUAUAAUAUUUGUUUAUUGAUUUCCCAAAUCAAAAAUAAAAACUACUUAAAUGAGAAUCCAAAGAUCAACUUUUUAUAUAGUUUUAUACAUUGCACAGGGAAGACAUCAAAUAAAUACGAACAAUGAUGUUUAAUAUUAUUAUGUACCUACCAGCUUGUACCUACACUGAACAAUUAAGUUAUUACCUACUUAUAUUGUACUGUGAUAAAUAUUAAAACAAAUAGAUUUGAGUUAUCUAAUUAGUUAUUACCUAUAUUUUUAAAAUUAUAUUAUAUACGUAUAGACGUAUAGACGGAUAGCCGUAUAAUAUAAUAUAGGUACAGUACUAUUAUUAGCAGAUAAUAUAUAUUAUAUGUAUCCAAUAUUUUUAGUCUAAAGGUAAUUUUAUAUUAAAUUUAUGGAAAACCUUAGUAUUAUUACUUUAAUAUUAUAAUAUAAGUAUUUAAGUAGGUGUAUAUAGGUACUUAUGUCUUAUACAAUCCUAUAUAUUAUAUGAAUAUUUGAUAUUAUGUAUAAUUAUUUUUAUUUUAAAACGUCUAAGGUAAAAAUAGUUUUAUUUUAAAUGUAAAUAUUAUAAUACUAUGGUUCAUUUUUUUUUUUUGACAUUUUUAUACAAUUUUAUUUUUUGUGUUAUUUUAUUUUUAAGCAUUAUCAUGAUUAUUUUAUAUGUAAUAUAAUAUGUAUCCUUGUAAAAUACUUUAUAAUUGAUAAGGCUGUGAUUUAAAUCUUACCAUGAUUAUUAAAUGAUAUGUACUUACAUACACUAUUGUAAAUACCUAUAUUAUUUUUAUUUUUUCAUUCAAUAUCCUAUUUUGAGUGUCAAGUCUAUAAUAUAUAAUACCUACCUACCUUACUGUACAAUAUUAGCCAAUUAUAUAGGUAUAUUAUCUACAGGUAAUCAAAGACUGCGGUUAGUUCAGAACGUAAACAAUUUUACACGAGUGUUAUUUUUAUUUUUAAUUUAUGAUUUAACGUUUAAGUUGAUAAUAUUAUAGAUGAGUACCUAAACAUUUAA